This is a messenger RNA of Colletotrichum phormii, 2190 nucleotides long. Its product is annotated as cryptococcal mannosyltransferase 1-domain-containing protein. The transcript has 4 exons. The record is from RefSeq and is a predicted model, not a curated record. The coding region runs from base 1 to 2190 and encodes 729 amino acids. Lineage: Eukaryota; Fungi; Ascomycota; Sordariomycetes; Glomerellales; Glomerellaceae.
AUGCGUCCUGCGCAGCGCGCUUGCUUCCCCUGCAUCCACCGGGGCACCAAGGAGGUCCAACAGCAAGCAAGUUGGCAAUCACUGCGCGCGCGGCGCGCCCCUUUUGUCCACGACCUUUUGACCACGUUGAACCCAUGCUGCCCUCGAGUCAAGGUUUCGCCAUGUUGCGUCUGCCCUAGCACCUGCGGCUACGCAUACCUCGCCAUUCCCCGUUUACGCCUAGGAUACACUCUCUACUCGUACGGAUACAUGACGCCUCUACGGAUACGCAGCGACGUAACCUCUCGCCCUCCCAUGGACCAUCCCCAAUGGCACAAUGCUGCUCCCAAUUCGGAAGCGUCGUGUCCCCGGCCAUCCUCUAGCGGUGGCCGUCAUCGCCGUGGGCCGUGGGCCCUUAAUCCUCCGUUCCCUCGCCUUGCUCCCGAGUACCCCCUUCCCCCAUAUCUGCCAAGGAGACCCGUUGGACCUGUUCCCCCUGCUCAGACAACAUACACUCUGUAUUCCGAAGACGAAGACGACGACGACAUUGACGACAUCGACGACGACUCGAUCCGAACCGAACCUCAUUCCAUCGGUACGCCAAUAAAUACCAGAAUGCCGAAACCGGGGGAUAUCACCUACGCUGAAGAGCGGUCUUCGUCGUCCGUAGAAGACUUCGACCUCGACGAUGAACAUAAAGAGCCAUUGCUACCCGGCUCGGCCUCAAUCUCGCGCAGGAGGCAACGAGGAACGCUACUUGCGUGGCUCAGAGGACGGCCAAAGUCGUUGCUGAGAAAGUUCCGUCGACAACCUCGAUCACUCCCACGACUCUUACUCCGAUACACGUUUAUGUUCAUAUUCUUCAUCCUUGUUACUACACCAAUAUUCUUCCCGUCAUACACGCGCCACCCGAAGCACUAUAAGGAUCUGAGGAAAAGAUGUCUGGUGUCCGACAGCCUGUCUGGUUGCGCCAACAUGCAAAACGAAAAGGUCUUCAUUGCCGUCAGUCUGUUUGAUCCAGAGGGCAAGAUUGCAGGCGGAGAAUGGUCCAAGAAUGUGUUGGAUCUGAUUCACAUGCUCGGCGAGGACAACACAUUCCUGAGCAUCUACGAAAAUGACAGUGGUGAUUUGGGUACUGCUGCGCUGGAGGAGUUUAAGAAAAAUGUGCCAUGCAAGUACAAGAUCGUCAGCGAGGGUCAGGUCGACUACAACGUCUUCCCGCAUGUCACCCUGCCUGAUGGAACACAGAGGUUGAAACGCUUGGCGUAUCUGUCCGAGAUGCGCAACCGCGCCCUCUAUCCAUUGGACCGGUACGACACGGAUGCAGGGAUUGUCAAGUAUGACAAGAUCCUGUUCCUCAACGACGCCCUAUUCGCGCCGGUAGACGCCGCUCAUCUGCUGUUCAACACGAAUGCAGGCGAAGACGGCCGAGCUCACUACCUUUCGGCGUGCUCCUUGGACUAUGACUGGAACCCCUUCCUCGAAUAUGACCUUUAUGCGCAGCGCGACGCUGAAGGUUACUCCAACGGCAUCCCAAUCUUCCCAUACUUCACCAACAAGGGCCAGGCGGCCUCGCGAAAGGCCAUGAUCUCGCAGACGGAUGCGGUCCCCGUCAAGAGCUGCUGGGGUGGAAUGGUGGCCAUGCAGGCCAAGUACGUCCAAAACAUGGACAAGAAACUGCCGACCAAGGACUGGCAAGCUGUUGCGCACCACGUCAUUAACCCGGAUCACCCUCAUAACGCGACGACACCCGUCCGAUUCCGCUACGAACCCGAGGUCUACUUUGACGCCUGCGAAUGCUGUCUGUUCCUUGCCGACAUCACGAGUGUUGCGGACAAGGCUGGCGAGCCGGACAUGGGCGUCUUUGUGAACCCAUACGUGCGCGUGGCCUACCGUAAGAGGACCCAGCGCCUCGAGCGUGUUAUUCGUCAUUGGGAACGGCUCAUGGCCCUGCCUCAGGAAAUCAUUACGUACUUUUCACGGUUCCCGACCCCGAACCCCCACAGAGAGGUUGUCGAAGGCCAGCGCUUCAUGGAGGAGAUUUACCAGCGCCGGGAAGGGUGGAAGAUGGUUGAGCGGACAGGGCGCAACGGCAUGUUUUGCGGAGUGCGGGAGAUGCAGCUCAUCAAGGAGGGCCCACGUAACGGACGCAACUGGGAGAACUACUACAACAUCCCGUGGGCGGAGCAGCAGUUGAACUUUCCCAUCUGA